Centruroides sculpturatus (bark scorpion) is the source of this 916-nucleotide messenger RNA. RefSeq names its product 39S ribosomal protein L21, mitochondrial-like (gene mRpL21). Gene Ontology annotation, cellular component: mitochondrial large ribosomal subunit; ribosome. Gene Ontology annotation, biological process: translation. The coding region runs from base 175 to 795 and encodes 206 amino acids. Lineage: Eukaryota; Metazoa; Arthropoda; Arachnida; Scorpiones; Buthidae. The record is from RefSeq and is a predicted model, not a curated record. Gene Ontology annotation, molecular function: structural constituent of ribosome; RNA binding. The transcript is spliced from 5 exons.
AACAGUUUGGAAACAUUACUUACUGCAAUGCAUCACUGUUUCUAGUUUUAAAAGUUUAACAAAAUGAAUAUCACAAUUAUAUCAGUUUUGCUAAGAUUUGUUUAGUAAAAAGAAGUUACAAUAAUUUUAAAAUGUUUUUUAAGUUAUAUAUAAAAAUUUUCAGGGUGUUUUUAUAUGGCGAGUGCCAUCAGUAAAUCGUCUUUGGUGUUUGGCAAACAAUCUCUUCCUCGAAUCGGUGCUAUUUCUGCCUCUUUUUUGAGAACUAAAUCAAACUUGAAUGACGAACGAGCGAAGUGUGGCGAAAAUAAGUACAGCACAAGGCCUUUGGCUGGAGAAAUUAUAAAACCCGACGAUGUUGACGAAAAGAUCACCAAUGAAGUAAUAGAGGCUGUGAAUAAUCAAAUCCAGACCGGCACAACUGGUCGGCUGUUUGCUGUAGUCCAGUUGGCUGCGAGACAGUACAAAAUAACUGAAAAUGAUCUCGUUCUGUUGACUGGAAAUAAUCCGAUGGCCAUUGGCGACAGAAUAGUGCUGGAAAAGAUUUUGUUACUUGGAAGUAAAGAUUUUACAUUAGUCGGACAUCCUUUACUUAGUAAAGACCAGAUAAGAAUAGAAGCGACCGUCAUUGAAAAGACAUUGUCUCCCGUGGUAACGUUGUUUAAGAUGAAACGUAGAAAAGAAUACAGAAGAAUGAAAUUUUUUAGGAUCCCUCAGACAGUUUUGAGGAUUAAUAGCAUUAGUUUAAAAGAACUUUCGAAGCCUGACGUGGAAGGAGUUGAAGGAAGAAUAUUUUAGAACAUAAAUCUGUAGAAUUUGUGGAAUUUAAUCUGUAAAUAAUUUAUUAAAAAAUAAUUCACGAAAGCUUAAUUUUUAUACAAAAAAUAAUCUGAAUAGUUAUUUUUAAUUUGUCCAAAUU